This is a messenger RNA of Lactuca sativa (garden lettuce), 528 nucleotides long. RefSeq names its product putative B3 domain-containing protein At3g24850. Gene Ontology annotation, molecular function: DNA binding. NCBI's taxonomy places the organism in Eukaryota, Viridiplantae, Streptophyta, Magnoliopsida, Asterales, Asteraceae. The record is from RefSeq and is a predicted model, not a curated record.
AUGAACGGAUUUGAAAGGAAAAAGCGGAAAAGUACUCCAACAGUAGAGAGGAACAAAAAGGUGGAGAUUGUGAAGAACCAUAUAACCCAGGAGUUGGAAGAGUUCAUUACGAAUGAGCUGGAGGGGACAGAAGCGAAGGUGGUGAUCCAGAAAACCUUGUUCUCAAGUGAUCUGAGAAAAAACCAGAACAGGUUGAGUAUGCCCAUGAAACAACUGAAACCGGAUGAGUUCUUGAGGAAAAAUGAGAAAGAAGAUUUUGAGAAUGGAAUGGAAUUGGAGGUGGGAUUGUUGGGGCCAAGAUUAGAGAUGCAUGCGAAUCCGAUGAUGUUGAAGAUGUGGCAUAUGAAGAAGACCAAAAACUACGUCCUCAAAACCAACUGGAACGAGUUUGUGAUGGCGAAUGAAAAGGAUUUCAAGAAUAAGGAGAACACAGAGAUUCAGGUUUGGUCGUUUCGCAGAAAGGAGAAGCUAUGCUUUGCAAUUACAUUUUUGGAGAAAGAUGUUGAAGGUCAAAACGACGCCACUUAA